GAACCAAAUUUUAUUAUGGAGAAAGACUUUAAGACUGAGUCUACUUCCGAUUCCCUUCAAAGUUCUUCAGAACCACUGUUUUCUAUCCAGAUAUUGGAAUUCAAAACAAGUUUGUUAGAGGCAUUAGAAGAACUACGCAUGAGAAGGGAAGCAGAAAUUCAGUAUGAAGAGCAAAUCAGGAAGAUAAUUAUAGAAAAGCAAGAACUUCAAUGGCAAAAGGAAAAUCUUCAACAUCAAAAAGAAACAUUAACAAAGCAGCAUAAAGAAGCUAUGACACUUUUUAAAAAGCAGUUGCAAACAAGGAUGUGUGCUGUGGAAGAGGAAAAGGGACAAUAUCAACUUGCUUCAGAAAUAAAAGAAAAAGAAAUAGAAGGACUGAAGGAAACAUUGAAAGGAUUACAGGUUUCAAAAUAUUCUUUACAGAAGAAAGUAAAUGAAAUGGAACAGAAGCUCCAGUUACACCUUUUGGCUAAAGAAGAUCAUCAUAAGCAACUGAAUGAAAUAGAGAAAUAUUAUGCUACAAUCACAUGUCAAUUUGGAAUGGUAAAAGAAAGUCAUGAAAAAUUAGAACAGAAUGUACAUGAAGCAAUCCAGUUAAAUAAGAGACUGUCAGCAGCAAAUAAAAAACUGGAAUCUGAAGUAUGUAGUUUAAAACAGGAACUGAAGAAAGUAACUACAGAUCUGAUAAAGUCCAAGAUCACAUGUCAGUACAGGGCAGAAGGAGAAGAUAUCAAUCUUACAAUAAAGGAACAGCAAUUUCAAGAAUUACAAGAAAAACUCCGAAUGGAAAUUGAAGUAAGAAAGAAGGUUAGUGAAAAAGUAACCUUCAUUCAAGAAGAAAAACAGGGAAUCAUCAGUUCUUUUGAACACAUUCAACAAUUACUUCAGCGACAGACUCAAAAUAAUGUCAGAAUGGAGGCAGAAUUAAAAGCACUGAAAGACAAUAAUCAGACCCUUGAAAGAGAUAAUGAGCUGCAAAGGAAGAAGGUAAAAGAAAAUGAAGAAAAGUUCCUUAAUCUUCAAAAUAAGCAUGAGGAAGCACGAGGAACUUGGGAAAAACAUGAGAAAAAACUCAUUGAAGAAAUAGAUGAGAUUAAAAAUGAGUUGAUGUCAGUUAAAGAAGCUCAUCUUAAAUUACAACAAAGCUGUAAUGAAUUAUCUUCUCAGAAGAAUGUAUUUUUUGAGCAAGAUAAUAAGCUUCAGGGACAAGGAAAGAUGGAAGAACAUUAGGAUAUAGAGACAGAAAUGAAACAGUCCCUGUCCAUAAGGAAUAUGAGCACAUAUAAGUAUAUGCAUCCUCAGCAAGAAAUAACUGCAAUAAAUACCAUGAAUUUUUGUUCAAACAUUGAAUAUAUACUAAUAGGAAAAAAUAACCAAGACCAAGAGAGAAAUUCAGAAGAAUUACAGUUUUUUGAAAACAAUGAGAAAAAAAUUCAUCUUACUAAAGAAAGAAAAACUGAAGAACUCUCUGAAGAAAAACUGGUUAAAAGUUCCCAAAGCAAAGCUUUCAGUCCAGAUAAAGAUUUACUGCGUCAAGGGCAGACCUGGCGAGUAUGCACUGCUGGCUUGAGAAAUGCAGAAGCUACACAAACAAAAGACAAAAUGUGCUUAGAAAGAGGUUUUGGUUGUGUGGAAUUUCAGACACUGAAUAAUCCUUACUCAAUAACAGAAAUAUCAGUGGAAACAGGGAGGAUUCUUCAAGAUAGAACUCAAGAGUUCACUCUCCACAGUGCAAAUGCGGCUUCAGAAACUGGUCGUAGCAAGCCUGUCCAGGAAAAACUUCCUGACACCAAUCAUGACAUGAGUAAUGUACAAUGUGGUGAAGAUGUUUCUGGGAUUGAAACAUCCAAACAAGAAUCCAGGAUGAGUCUUGGCACUGAAGACUCUGUAAAUGAAGAAAUUCCAAAUAAUGGCCUCAAAGAAGCUGAAGUGAAUCUUUCCCUAAUUGCAAAAGAUAAUUCUAUUGAGUGUCUGAAGGACAGCUCAAGGGAUUCCAGUUAUUGUGUCUCAGAUUAUAAAGAGUAUAAAUCAAAUGAAACACAUCCAUUGUAUAAAAGAGAAUGUGAUGGUCCACAACAUAAGCAAACUUGUUCUUAUGCUCAACAGACAUGUGAUACAUUGGGGAAAAUGGACCUAAAUAGUACCUGUGGUACAACAAUUAAUAACCCAAAUUCACUUGCUGCCUUAAAUGAUAAUAGGAAAGUAUAUUGUGAGAGUCCAAAAAAAUCCUUUAAUAUGAUGCCCAUCUCAGGAAAAACCACCCCAAGUCCAAGGGAAAUAGUUGGUUGGAAAAACUUGAAUGAAAUAAAGAGCCAUCAACCCAAACAGGAUGAUCCUAAGCAGGUAGAAGGUGAUGAAAAUGUGACCGUCUGUCGUUUUCAAGUUACCUCGCAGAAUAUAGAUGUUUCACAGGCCAAAGAUGUGGAAAGUACCAUUCAAAAGCUUACUAUCAGGAAAACCACCACAGGCACAGCAGGUCUUUCCAGCAAAGAGAGUCAAGUGAAUGAUACUCAGAUGAGUGAAGCUAAGGACAAAUCCAUCGCAAAAAAUGACCCCUUCCUUGUUAGUCACGUUAAGGCACAGCAGCAUACAUUGUUAAACAGUACAAGAGAGAAAACAGACUCAUUAAGUAACACAGAUUCAGAAAGAAAAUAUAUUGAAGGACAGCUGGAAGAAUCUUGCUCGUUUCACAUAAAGCCAUCUGGAGAUUUAGUAAACAGAAGUGGAAGGUCAGCCUUUGAUCUUUCAACUUCAGAUAAAGAAACUGAGAAAACUCCAGUAAACUUAAAUUUUUUAGACCCUUGUCCUUGGCCAAAAGUAAAUCAAGUUGAAAUUCAAACAAUGAACACUUUGGCUUCCAAGGUGCCUUUGUUGCUAAAAGAGAGACUGGUGGGUUCAUCAGAAAACAAAAAGAUUCCUUCAAAGACACUUUGUCAAAAUCUUGGCCUGGAUGCUGUCAUGGAUACUACCAGCAUUAACAGAGAGGCUGACACUUGGACUAACUCAAGUAUCCAGCCAAGUCCCAAGAGAGAUCCCAGGGAAGAGUGGAAUGCGAUUGCAAAGACUUUUUAUGAUUCUCCUUUUCCCACAGAACAUGACAAACCACAACUCCUGAAUACUGGCCUGCUGUCCCGAACUGAUUUUACUGACUGUUCCCUUGGUGAGGAAGAGGAUGACUGGCAAUUCCAAGACAUUUUAAUAAAAAACCAAAUUAGUGAAAUAGAAAAGUUUCUAAAUUUGGAAAAGUCUAAAGAACCCAGAAAAAGAAAAUCUGAAGAGAUGUUAGAACAACUAGUUGAAGAAUAA
Messenger RNA from Vombatus ursinus (common wombat), 3306 nucleotides. RefSeq names its product coiled-coil domain containing 73 (gene CCDC73). The transcript is spliced from 19 exons. NCBI's taxonomy places the organism in Eukaryota, Metazoa, Chordata, Mammalia, Diprotodontia, Vombatidae. The record is from RefSeq and is a predicted model, not a curated record.